AUGAUUCAAGACGAAACCCGGAAGGGUCCUUGGACAGAACAGGAGGACAUCCUCCUGAACAACUUUGUGCACUUGUUUGGAGAUCGACGAUGGGAUUUUAUUGCUAAAGUUUCAGGUUUGAACAGAACAGGAAAGAGUUGCAGGUUGCGAUGGGUUAACUAUCUCCAUCCUGGACUCAAGAGGGGAAAGAUGACCCCUCAAGAAGAGAAACUUGUGGUGGAACUUCACGCCAAAUGGGGAAACAGAUGGUCAAGAAUUGCUCGCAAAUUACCAGGGCGAACUGACAACGAGAUCAAGAACUACUGGAGGACUCAUAUGAGGAAGAAGGCUCAAGAGAGGAAAAGGGCUGCUACUAUGUCUUCUCCAUCAUCGUCAUCAUCAUCAUCUUAUCGGUCCUCUUCUUCCAACACUACUGCUGUGUACUCGUCACCUUUCCCAGAGGCUGGAGAAGAGCAGCCUAGCUUCUACGACACUGGAGGGAACCAAGUGGCAGCGGCAGUAGCUACAACUGGCAAAACUAACGAUCUAAUGCAGGUAGGUGACAAAGGAUACUCUAUGGAUGACAUAUGGAAAGACAUCGAGGGCACAAUAUUUGAACCAGUAGUUUCUGAAGGCUUAAUUGAAGAAGGCUGCAAUUUCUCUGGCACGCCUUCAAUGGUUUCUACUGACUGGGACUACUGCACUACUGACACACUCUGGAAGCUGGAUGAUGAAGAGGAGAGUAAAAUGUUUCUUCCCUAUGACUAUGGAACCGCGUUUUUAACUGGCUAG
Molecule: messenger RNA, 771 nt
Organism: Linum trigynum
Lineage: Eukaryota; Viridiplantae; Streptophyta; Magnoliopsida; Malpighiales; Linaceae
Source: the annotation of a GenBank genome assembly